AUGAUAUCUUUCUCCAGGUCUAGCACACCUAUCAUAUUCCCUUACACACUUGAAGAUCAACCCCUCUCGCGUUCUCUGAUGAUAAGGGACCUUGGAGUCAUGCUUUCUCCUAAUUUAAACCCUCAAGAACAUAUUAACUAUAUUUGUAAGAGAGCUAAUUCUGCCCUAUACUUCGUCAUACGGAACAGCCGCAACAUGUUCUCUAUUCAUGCUCUACGGAUCCUUUACAUCCAUCUGGUGAGACCCUUACUGGAAUAUUCUUCACCUGUUUGGAGCCCUUACUUGAUUGGCCAGAUUGAUGGACUUGAGAACGUUCAAACCCGUUUCGUCCGUUUUGUUGGUGUGCUGCUAGGCUUCGACUACCGCACUGCUCCAAUUCAUGAUCUGCAACUUCAGUUAAACUUGAUGCCACUUCACACAAGACGAAUAAUCAAUGACCUACUGUUCCUGAGGAAGCUGAUUAACUCGAACAUUGAUGCCCCAGAUCUACUUGUCAAGCUGGACUUCCGCACUUCUCGACACCUGCGCCACACCCAUCUUUUCGCUAGACGUCAGUAUUCGACCCAGUACUUGUUCCACAGCACCUUUCCUCGCCUCCAGCUGCUGGCCAACAGCAUGCCGGACGACAUUGAUCUGUUUUGUACAGAUAGGGACAGAGCCAAAAACAAGCCAGAUGGGUUCCCGCCAAGUGAAGAGGUAUAA
Messenger RNA from Homalodisca vitripennis (glassy-winged sharpshooter), 702 nucleotides. RefSeq lists its product as uncharacterized. The coding region runs from base 1 to 702 and encodes 233 amino acids. NCBI's taxonomy places the organism in Eukaryota, Metazoa, Arthropoda, Insecta, Hemiptera, Cicadellidae. The transcript is spliced from 2 exons. The record is from RefSeq and is a predicted model, not a curated record.